UCGGGUGGCAGAAAAAAAGUGCGACCCUACGACCAGUUCAUCUCCCCGCACCCCACUCGUGAGUCGUGACCCUUCGCUAAUGGCUUCACCACCCCACCCCUGAUCACAUAACUCCGCUCCACCUCCAUGGCUUGUGCCGCGGCGACUGCGCCGCCGCCUCUUCGCAUAGUCUCACGCUCAAGCUCCACAGAAAAGAAGCAAAAGAUCGAGAAGAAGCGCGCAGCCUUGGAAGAUGUUUUCCAAGUUGCACGGCGCGACAGGGCGUUCGUGAGCGAGCGCCUGCGCUGGGCCGCAGAGCCACUCCGUCCGAUUCCCAAGCACGUAUCUGAGGUUUUUAGUGACAUCUUUUGGCUCCGCUUCUUGGAAAACAACCAAGCUCAGUAUAUCCCACGGCAGCGGUCCUCAUGGCCCUGUGUUUCUUAUCCUCCAGGAUUGUCUGGCUCUGACAUAUUAAUGGCUGAUAUUGAAGCUCUGAAGACUUAUUCUGAUUACAUCCAACACUUUUUAUCAGUUUGGAACAUGCCUUUACCCGAGUUCUAUGACCCUGAAAAAGUCGAAGUUUAUUUUAAUUGUCGACCUCAUGUUUUAUUCUUUAGACUACUCGAGGUUUUCUUUUCAUUUUCUUAUGCUGCAAUACGGUUGCAACUCACAAGAAUUUUCAAGUUUAGCACGAAAGAUUUAGGUGGGAAAAGCAGCUUGGGUGAUACGGUCGGUCAAUUUUUAAAAGAAACAAUGUUGAAUCUUGGCCCAGCUUUUAUCAAAGUUGGCCAAUCACUUUCUACAAGGCCUGACAUAACUGGUUCAGAAAUUUCCAAGGCACUUUCUGAAUUGCAUGACAGAAUUCCACCUUUUCCAAGUGCGGUGGCGAUGAAGAUAAUUGAGAUGGAGUUGGGAGGGCCUGUCCAGAACUACUUUAGUUACAUUUCUGAGGAGACUGUUGCUGCUGCUUCAUUUGGUCAGGUUUCUAUUGACACAUCAAGGCUCGCCGGUUCUAUGCCAAUAGUUGUAGAAAAUUUGUCAGCGCUGGACAGUCACAUUCGGGUUUAUAAAGGACGAACACAUGAUGGAUGUACUGUGGCCAUAAAAGUUCAACGUCCAAACUUGCUACAUUCAGUUGUUCGAGAUAUCUAUAUUCUUCGUCUUGGGCUUAAUGUUUUGAAGAAAGCAGCAAAAAGAAAGAAUGAUCUUUACCUUUAUGCUGAUGAGCUCGGCAAAGGAUUAGUUGGUGAGCUGGAUUACCGAAUAGAAUCUGCAAAUGCCUCCGAGUUUUUGGAAGUUCACUCCCAGUAUUCAUUCAUGUCGGUUCCAAAAGUGCUUGUACAUUUGACCAGCAAAAGAGUUUUGACAAUGGAGUGGAUGGUAGGUGAAAGUCCCUACAACCUACUGUUACGUUCAGGAGCAUAUGGCGUAGAGUUGGAUGAAUUCACGAAGGUUCAGCAAAUGGAGGCAAAAAGAAGUCUACUUGAUUUGGUUAGUAAAGGAGUGGAAGCAACAUUAGUUCAACUACUUGAGACAGGAUUAUUGCAUGCUGAUCCGCAUCCUGGGAACUUGCGCUAUACAACUGAAGGAUGCAUUGGAUUUUUGGAUUUUGGUCUUCUUUGCCGGAUGAAACAAGAACAUCAAAUUGCUAUGCUUGCAUCCAUAGUCCAUAUUGUAUAUGGAGACUGGGAAGCUCUUCUUGGUGAUUUGGCCUCAAUGGAUGUUGUAAGGCCGGGAACUAAUAUCCGUCGUGUGACAGCGGAUUUUGUUGAGACCUUAGGUGAGAUCGACUACAGAGAUGGAAUCCCUGACAUCAAAUUCAGUUUGGUUCUUGGUAAAAUUUUGUCUAUAGCACUCAAACAUCAUUUCCGUAUGCCACCAUAUUAUACACUCGUAUUGCGCUCGCUGGCUUCAUUGGAGGGAUUGGCAGUAGCGGCAGACGAGAACUUUAAAACAUUCCAAGCUGCCUAUCCUUAUGUUGUGAAGAAACUUCUUUAUGAAAAUUCAGCCUCAUCAAGAAGAAUCUUAUAUUCGGUCAUCUUCAACAAGAGAAGGGAAAUCCAAUGGAUGAAGAUAUUACUAUUUCUGAAAGUAGGAUCCCUUAGAGUAGAGUCGAUGGAGAUUAACAGGAACGGAAGUAAUGAGCUCGAAACCCAGAAAAGUGAGCAUGAUGUUUCCCAGCCAGUAAACCUGAUCUUAAGGCUUCUACCUUCAAAGGAUGGUGUUGUACUAAGAAGAUUGAUGGUGACAGCGGACGCUGUUUCCCUCUGUAGAGUAAUGAUUUCAAAAGAUGCAAUCUUAUUUCGCCAGCACAUCAGCCUCAUCCUUGCUGAUGUAAUCUACGCUUGGAUGAACAAAACCAUAUGUGGUGAUGAUGAACCCUGGAGCCAAUAUAAGGGUCAGAAAAUUAAAACAGAAGCAGCAGCAAAAAUUACAGGAGUUUCUAAUUUUUAUGCUAUAAUGAGAGACCGCAGGCUGAAAGUGAUAUUUUACAGGAUGAUGAGGCAAGUAAGAAGCCAUCCUGUACUGAUGCUCAGGUCUUGCUGGAGCUGUUUCACCAUUGCAUUCAUGGCUUUGUUAAUUUCAUUGUCUCGGUUUAUUGCCAGCUGCUCCCAAUCUUUCUUCAAUUCUCUCGCAUUUGUGCCUCGCAGAAUUGCACUAAGCUUGUAACAUAUAUAUAUAUAUAUAUAUAUAUAUAU
Molecule: messenger RNA, 2678 nt
Organism: Phalaenopsis equestris
Lineage: Eukaryota; Viridiplantae; Streptophyta; Magnoliopsida; Asparagales; Orchidaceae
Exons: 17
Coding region: 127-2649 (840 amino acids)
Biological process (GO): protein phosphorylation
Molecular function (GO): ATP binding; protein kinase activity
Source: RefSeq, a predicted model, not a curated record